AUGGAGCCAUCGGGACUGGGUGCCAACGACCACGCCCAAAACUCAGUUUGCAAUGGUGAGCACCCGUGGGAGGUAACAGCCGUCACCAGGCUCUGCCGCUUCCUCUGCUACGGUUCUGAAAUGGCCAUGUAUGACACCAAGGAGCACCGCCUGGGCAUGGAGAGUGCCCUGGCGCUGCGCUCCCUGCUUCAGGAGGGCAGGGGCUGCGAGGUGGUGGAGGAGGUCAAGAGGCUGGCCAACCCUUCCCUGUUUAUCCUGGAUGUGUGCUCCCAGCACUCUGAACUGAAGACCAGGCAGAGGGUGUUCCAAGCCUUGAGGGAUGUGUGCCGGGAUUCCGAGCACCUCUUCACCUUCGUUCAGUACAAGAAGGAGGUGAAGGAGGGUAUGCAGUGCGGGAUAUGGGGACGGGCCCUGAGGAAAGCGGUGUCUAAUUGGUACAAUGAACAGGACGCCAUGAGCCUGGCUCUGGCAGUGACUAAAUAUAGAACAAGAGGGGGCUGGUCGCACCAGGAUCUGCUCAGACUCUCCCACACUAAGCCUGCUAACGAAGGUGAGCUGCCAGAGAUAUACAAUGUACACACUGUAAACACUAUUAUGGAUCAACAAGGGACAGUAAAUGGUGUAAGAUUUAACUGUUAAACUUUAGAAUUCAGUUUUAUUAGGAUCCCCAUUAGCCGACGCCAAUGGCGACAGCUAGUCUUACAGGGGUCCAACACAUAACGAACUGCGGAGAAUAUUAUUUGUAUUGAUUUAAAAAAGGAACUCCAAGAUAACAAUGAUUGGUGUAUCAGGACUUGACCCACACAUUUCAGAAGUAUAACACAACAGGCACACUUAAAGCUAGGCAUGAAACAUUCACAGGUGAAGAGCAUUUACAUGUGGAAGAGUACAUGGAUAUCCUCAAAUGGAUGAAAUCAGUAAGAAAAUGUGAUCUUAGUAGCUAGGUUUCCAUCCAACUGGCGACAGAUUUACAUGUGAAUAUUCUACAAUCUGCAUUAAAACAAUAUAUGAGCAUUUUCCCACCAGAGAUGUUUCCAUCAAAAUUGACUUGUUGCAGAUCAAAGGCUGUGCGUGAUGACCUAGUGUACAUAAACAUACCUUUUGAGGUUAAAUUCCCAUGUACCAAAUAUAAAAUACAAGUUAAAUGGGUUUCCAUCGCAUUUUCAACUCUACUGAUGGUUCUCUCACAAAAUUGUUUAGCUUUAUACAGUAGCCAACAGUGCGCAGAUACAGUACUGUAUCUGCUCGCUGUUGGUUAGAGCGCAUGUAUAGUCUACAUGAUGAGGUUAUUAUGGACAAAAGAGCAUAAUAAACGGCAUGCUUUCCCGACUUGUAGUGGGAGGACCACACAUCAUCGCGUGACUCGACGUUUACUUCGAUAUGAUGGUUAUUAUAUCAAUAUUUGCGCAUUAAAGCAUUUCCACUGACCUUUCUCACAUGAUAUAUUUUACAGACACAAAAAGAUCCCACCUUUCCUAGCUUAUUUUGUUUUGUCGACAUUUGGAAAGUUUACCGAAAAUCACGUUGAUCAGUAAAUACGCUAUGAAAGGAUGGAAAGAGGUCCAGGUGGCAUACGGCGACAAGGAAAACUCUGAGGUGGUCAAAGUCCUCUCUUACCUGGAAGCGGGUGAGAAGGUCAAACACAGUGCUGACGAAAUAGAGGUCACCCAUCUGAUAGAGGAGCACAGGCUAGAGCGGGAACAACUACUGACAGACCACCUGAAGUCCAAAGAGGUGAGCAGUGUGCACCAACCAACUUAUAUAUUUAACCAACUCUUAAAAGGGGUAAUUCGCUCCAAAUCAAAGUUGGUCAAAUGUUGAGAGGUUCUCGUCCCCCUCUAGGUUUUUUUUAGAUCCAGCUGUAUCGCUCAAUCCCAUAUGAAUGGGAAAGACAAGCACCAUAUCAUUUCAGCAUCAUAGAACUAUCACUUUUUCAUAUUAGGGUUUGAAGAUAUCUUCAUUACUUUUGUGGAUAAGAUUGGGGGUUGUUUUUUGGUCUUCUGAUUGUAUGAUGCCUUUUCUCCUCUGUAGGUAUGGAAAGCUUUGUUAAAAGAGAUUAAAUCAGUGCUAAGAACCCUGGGUAAGAUGACAGCAGACCAAGUCCUCAAACCAGGAAGCUCAGACGUGGCAGCGGUUUGCAAGAGGAUCCAAAGUGAGGCGGCUUUAAAGAAGGUGAGGCGUACCUACCUGCUGUCUCUCACUCUCGAAGAACUGGGAUUCAUUCACUUGCUGCUUUCUCAGGGAUCUAUCUAACAGUUGUAUUGUCAUUGUAGGCUAAACUCAACCCCUUCAGCAUCUUGACGGCAUCGGAAAACUACAAUGGGGCCAAGGCUGGACUGUGCUUUCUACCAAUGUUUCAUGGUAGGUCGAGCUUCUCAUCCGCUAAUACUCACAGAGCAUGCCUCCCAUUGUUCUGAGUAGUGUUCACAAAUGCAAAAUGUUCACUCGUGUCUGUUUCCUCAGAACGUGGAGCCGGCGGGAAAGCACUUUGCGGUGGUGGUGGACAUUAGCACGUCUCUGAGCAGCAUUGUUCAGGGGACCUCAGUCAGCACAGCUGUCACGGCUGCAGCGUUGGCCAUGGUAAGUCAACACUACAAUCCUGCACUCAAUAUGCACCAUAGAGAUGGAUAGAGGCUGCACUUGACACAGAAGCGAUAAUGGCAAAGAUGGGGGGGGGGGGGGGGGCUCUCUUUUUAACUAUGUGCUGCACUCAUAAGCACGGGUUAAUGACUAGUUGUCACAGCUGUGUUUCUAAGCUGCAUCUAUAAACGUGGGAAGGCUAGACGGUCUCUGGAGGAAGCUAGGGUCAAGGAAAUGGUCUUUUUGAGAGAUUCCAUGGGUUCCUGCCACAUCUCCCCCCCCACAUGCCACCAUCUCAAGAGGGCACAGGCAUUCAAGGCAUGCUCUGUUAUGAGAACAUGUCAUUUAAAAUUGUUAUGAUAAUUCCAGGCAUUUUAGAGAGAGACUAUUUUAACAUUAUGUACCAAGUUGGUUGUGUCUGUUACAGGUUAUUGUGCGGACAGAGGCAGAGACGCAGGUUCUGGCCUACUCGGAGGGAGCUAUAGUUCCUUGCACUAUCUCUGGCGACAUGUCUCUUCGUGAAGUAACAGCUGAGCUGGUCAAGGUACGGACAUUAAGUGUCACACUGCAAAAUGUGCAUCUCGAAACACACAUUGUUUUAAUGACAAAAACUUGCUUGCUGAAUGCUUGCUUGCCAAAAUCACUAGUCACACUGUCUGAAACCAGGGUAAUGUCCAUAAGGGAACCAAACUGAAGAAAAUGGACUGAAACGGGGAGGAACUUAUUGGACUUGGUCCAAUAAGAAAAGCUAAUUUCUGUGUUCUGUUUUCAAACGUUUUGCUGCCAAGCCCUACUGAACAUGGACUGUGGGUCAUGGCUGACCGCUGUGUCAUCGAUCUGUUCACAGCUCCCCAGUGGCUACACAGACUAUGCUCUCCCCAUCCUGUGGGCUUCGGAGAAGGGAAUCGCUGUGGACAUGUUCAUCAUAUUCACCAACAGCGCCUGCUGGCACGGCAAGGCCAACCCGGCGGAGUGUCUGAGGAUGUACAGACAUGUAAGUUGA
This is a messenger RNA of Coregonus sp. 'balchen', 3583 nucleotides long. The record is from the annotation of a GenBank genome assembly. NCBI's taxonomy places the organism in Eukaryota, Metazoa, Chordata, Actinopteri, Salmoniformes, Salmonidae.